CAUGUCAAAGAAUCAUCGCCGCACAUGCGCAAAGCGAUGGCUAUUGUGAAUCUCUGAUGGCGUCCCCGUUCAAAGUCCGCGCAUGCUCUGUUUGGAGCAUUGAGGCAUACCUUCUUCUACGCCCCUUCGAAAACUAGGGCGGGUUCUGCGCGUGCAUGUUGCGGGCGUUGUCGAUGUGGCAAAUUCUAGCGCAUGCGUAUUCAUGGUCUCCUAACUGCGUCACAAUCUUUUGAAGCUUUAAAAUUUAUAUUUUUUAAAAGCAUACGAUUUAGGUUUAAAAUAGAAUGGAGCUACCGUGCUUUGAUUUAAAUUUAAUAUCGGAUUUAAUCUAUUAGAAGUUAAUUUUGGGCGGGGUCACUCGCUCCAUGCUUUGUUCUCUAUCCGCAGCGCGCCGAGACGGGAGGAGGGAUCUUGGCGAGGGAGUGGCCUCAUAUAAAAUACUCUGCGCGCGCCCUGGUCGGCCAUUCUGGGGUCUGUUUAAAGGUUUGGCUUUGGUCGUGAGAAACUGCUGAAUUUACUUCGGGAAACAAAGGGAAAACAUUCCCCACAGUUGAGCCUCUGAGAAGAUACACAAAAAAAGCCAGCUAGCAUUUUCGAUCGCCUGUCUUGGGAAGCUGUUAACGUUCUUUAUGACUUGAAGGAGAACAACUGCCACUAAAAACAUAAAAAAACCAAAAUUAAUAUUUACCAACAAUCCUCCCUGAGCUUUUUUAGCAAGCAGCUUUUUGUUUCUUCAUUGACCAUCAAAAAAGUUGCUAUUUUUAAAAAAUGAGCAAUACCAAAUUCAUUUUUUUCUUUAAAAACAAAGCUUAAUCCAAAAAAGCUAAACCUUGAGGCGCUGUGGACGAGAAAAAUAAUUGGAUAUCUUUUCCACCAUGGGCUCCAGACCAAUAGACCCAAAGGAACUCCUGAAAGGACUGGAUUGCUUCCUUGGCAAAGAUGGAGAAGUGAAGACUCAUGAAGGCAUCACUAAAAUUUUCAGUUUAAUGAAAGAUGCUCAGAAGAUGGUCAGUCGCUGUAUUUACCUGAACAUCUUGUUACAGACCCGGACACAAGAAAUCCUGUCAAAAUUCAUCCAGGCUGGUGGCUACAAACUCCUCAACACCUGGUUGACCAGCUCAAAAGCUUCAAACAAUGUGCCCCUGCUUCAGCAGAUCCUGCUUACACUGCAGCACCUACCCCUCACAGUAGAUCACCUGAAACAGAAUAAUACUGCCAAGCUGGUGAAGCAGCUCAGCAAGUCCAGUGAGGAUGAAGAGCUUCGCAGGCUGGCUUCCAUACUGGUCAGUGACUGGAUGGGUGUUAUCCGCUCUCAGAGUAGCUCACAACCUACAGAGCGAGACAAGAAAAAGAGGAAAGAGGAGAGUAAAAGCAAAGCAGUUGUUCAAGAGAAGCCUCAGGAAACCAAAUCGGAAGCCAAGCCUGAGGAGACCCCCGAGAAAAAGAAAGAGAAGCCGAAAUCUCUGCGCACUACAGCACCCAGCCAUGCCAAGUUCCGUUCAACUGGUUUGGAAAUGGAGACUCCAUCGCUCAUUCCUACAAAGAAGAAUGCCAACAUGGCCGUAACCGCCGAGAAAUACAACCUUAAGCCAAUACCACUGAAGAGGCAGAGUACAUCCAUCCCAGCUGGGGACAACCCACCAGCUGAGAAGAAAUACAAGCCUCUCAACACCACUCCAAAUGCCACAAAGGAAAUUAAAGUGAAGAUCAUCCCCCCACAACCAAUGGAAGGUUUGGGAUUUUUGGAUGCCCUAAAUUCCGCCCCUGUCCCAGGGAUCAAGAUCAAGAAGAAAAGGAAAGUCUCGUCUCCAACAGCUGCUAAGCCAAGUCCUUUUGAAGGGAAGCCAGCCCCAGAGACCAGUACUGCCAAGCCAUCAUCACCAGAACUGACUCCUGUAUCAGAGCCCUUGGAUGCAGAUAGACCUGGCACUCCAGUACCAGCUGUGGAGGUUCCUGAGCCCACAGAGACAAGCUCUUCUGAGCAGGGUGGGUUGCUGGAUCCCAAACCAGCAGAGAGCCCAGUUGAUUCAACGCAACUGACAAAGAAGGGCAAGAAGAAGAAGACAGUGAGCUGGCCUGAAGAGAGUAAACUGCGGGAGUAUUUCUACUUUGAACUGGAUGAGACAGAGCGGGUCAACGUGAACAAGAUCAAGGACUUCGGCGAGGCAGCCAAGCGAGAGAUGCUGAUGGACCGCCAUGCCUUUGAGACUGCCCGUCGGCUCAGCCAUGAUGCCAUGGAGGAGAAGAUCCCCUGGGUCUACCCAAAGCCCAUCGACUUGCUUGCCCCACUAGUGCAGCCAGGAAGUGGCAGUCAAGAGAAAUUCACUCAAGCUGAACGCGAGAAAGGCAUUCUACAGGAGAUCUUUCUGUCAAAAGAGAGUGUUCCUGACAGUCCUCAUGAGCCUGACCCAGAAUCUUAUGAGCCAGUGCCCCCCAAGCUCAUCCCUCUGGACGAGGAAUGCUCCAUGGAUGAGGCUACCUACGAGGAGAGACUCGACCCAGCCACCGCCUCGCAGUCUCCGGAUGGAGCUGGGGGCUCCAAGCUGCCCCCGGUCCUGGCCAACCUCAUGGGCAGCAUGGGGGCAGGCAAGAACCCUCAGGGCCCCAACCCCAACUCUUCUCUCAACGUACAAGAGAUCCUCACUUCUAUCAUGGGAGGCUCAAACAAUCAUAAAACGGAAGAAUUGAUGAAGCAACCAGAUUAUUCAGACAAAAUCAAGCACCUGCUGGGCAAUUUACAGGGACAGCCUGGACCAGGUCCUUCAGGAGUUCCACAUGGGCUCCUUGGACCAGGACCUGGCCCAGUUCCUAAUGGAUUCCCACAAGGGCCAAAGAAUAUGCAGCACUUUGCUCCUGGAGGGCCAGGACCCAUGCCUGGACCACAUGGAGGCCCAGGAGGCCCUAACAUGCCCCCAGGCCCUGGUGUACCGAGCGGGCCUCGAAUGAUGGGUCCACCUCCUCCACAGUGCAAUGAUGGCUACUGGGACCCUCCAGAUGGUGGAAUGCGUGGUGGGCCCCAUGGAGGCAUGAGGGGUGGCAGCCCUGGCCCCGGCCCCAGUCCUUUCCAUCGUGGGCGUGGUGGCAGAGAGCCCCCUUACCGUGGGCGUGGAGGCGGACGCAAUGGUGGGCCCCCUAACGGCAGGGGUGGACCUCCAAACAGCAACAUGGGUGGUGGCCAUGGAGGGGGACACGGAGGUGGUGGUGGCCACGGAGGAGGCCAUGGCGGUGGCCACGGCGGUCAUGGAGGAGGGGGACACCCUGGAGACCACGGCAGGGGACAUCCAGGAGGCCACCCAGGGGACCACAGCAGGGGCUAUCCAGGAGACCACGGCAGGGGACAUCCAGGAGGCCACCCUGGGGACCAUGGAAGGGGACAUCCAGGGGACCACGGCAGAGGUCAUCCAGGGGACCACGGCUGGGGGCAUGGAGGAGGCCAUGGUGGAGACAGGUCAAAGCGCCCCGUAUGUCGUCACUUCACAAUGAAAGGCAGCUGUCGAUAUGAGAACAACUGUGCCUUCUACCACCCUGGAGUGAAUGGGCCGCCAUUGCCCUAGCCACAAGGACCUAUUCCUCUUUGCCUCUAUCUUUUAACUGUGGUGUCAGUGCACAUUCCUAUGCCAUGGACUAUGGGGGCUUGAACCCCCAGCUCUGGACUCUUGCUGCAUCCACCAUUUUAUGGCUUCUGUGAGGCCCUUUGAAUGCUUGGGGCAAGAGGAAGUGGCUGAUCCCUCUUGCCAUAUCUGCUGCUACUGGUGAAAUGCCACAACCCACAGAAGAGGAACCACUGGGAGAGGAACCUUCUCCCUCUUGUUUGUGGGGCAAGGAGGCAACCAAUGACUUGAAAGCACAAGAGACUUGUGGAUUUUUUUUUAACUAUUUGUGUAAAUAGCCCUAUGGAAACCAGCAAAGGAAGAGGGGACACUCCACCACACAGUUCUGCUUGGGUUCUUUGUUGUAUUCUGUCUGCAGGUUCCCAAGCACCAGACCUGCACUGAGAACUUUUUGCUUUGGUCUGGAGAAACAGCUGGAAAAUUUGGCUCUUUUAGGAACAUGCGUGUGAGACAGAUAGAAGUGAAGCAGCUGCCUGUAGAUCAGUUGGCUUUCCUCUAUGGGAUCUUUACUGUGCCUAAAGACCACAUGGGGUGUGGGGGGAAUUCCAGCAGCUGCCCCAUUGCACAAUAUCCUCUUUACCCAUAGUGCCCCACCUUCUCUUUGUAAAGUGCCCCCUGCAGUGCCCCCACUGACUGCAGAGAUACAAUUUCCCUUGGUGCUAAGGCUGUCAUUGGGGGAAAUCUACCAACUGUUUUCUGUGAAAACUCAACUCUAAUAAUUUUGAGGGGGAGGGGUAACUUUUAUUUUCCUGAUUACAUUGUUGUUGGCUAUGGGUUGUUUUCUUUUUCUUUUUAACUGGCUCACAAGAUGUGGACUCUUCACUACAUCUUUUGUCUCUUUACUCUUCCCCCUCCUCGCCCCUAGUGGGUGCAGCAGUCUCUCCUGAGGGGAAGAGAUGUUUCCCUCUGUGUUUUGUAUAUUUUGUACAUUAGUAAUAAACAUGAUGGAAAAAAAGACAUUCUCUAAUUUAA
Messenger RNA from Heteronotia binoei (common prickly gecko), 4583 nucleotides. It is a transcript of the gene PPP1R10, whose product is annotated as protein phosphatase 1 regulatory subunit 10. Bases 876 to 3554 code for a protein of 892 amino acids. NCBI's taxonomy places the organism in Eukaryota, Metazoa, Chordata, Lepidosauria, Squamata, Gekkonidae. Gene Ontology annotation, cellular component: nucleus. The transcript is spliced from 20 exons. Gene Ontology annotation, molecular function: metal ion binding. The record is from RefSeq and is a predicted model, not a curated record.